This is a messenger RNA of Parasteatoda tepidariorum (common house spider), 850 nucleotides long. RefSeq lists its product as uncharacterized. NCBI's taxonomy places the organism in Eukaryota, Metazoa, Arthropoda, Arachnida, Araneae, Theridiidae. The record is from RefSeq and is a predicted model, not a curated record.
CCGAAAAGUUGAGCUGCGCAGAUUUCCUAACUGUCCAAUAGUUCCCGCUUCUUCUUUCUCAGUGAAGUCACCCGUUCGUAAACUUCCCCGCCGAACAUCUCCUUCUUCUUUCAUUCCGAGUAAAUAUUUUGCAGUAUCCAAUAUGAUCAAGAUCAACUUGUUGAGUCUUUUCCUUGCUUUCAUUUUUAUUUGCUGCAUCUUUCAAAAAGAAGUUGAUGCAGCCAGUAGAACCAACAGACGUCUCAAUGAUUCAGCUUUUCCCUGUUAUCGUCAGAGGAGAAGCUUAAUGGUUCUCUUUUUUUGUGAUCAGGAAAAGGGAGGGUAUCAAAAAUUUCUUCAAAAUGGCCUCCGAGAAAGAAGAUUCAGGUCCUCAUUGUCUGCUGCUGAUAUCGAAUUACUGAAUGCUCUAAGGAAACGUCAAAUUCGAUACCAUCCUUGUUACUUUAAUCCUGUAUCUUGUUUUAAACGAAAAUGAAACUGAACUCCAAAUUUAAAUUAUAAUUACUAGUCAUGGUUGCUCGUUUUUUUUCGUUUUUGGAAAUGAAUAAAUUUAUAUCUCAUUGAUGGAACUUUUUUACUUUAAGCCCAUUUUGUAAUGACCACGUAUCUUAAAGUGGUAAUUUAUCAUGUGUAUGUAUAUAUGUAUUGAUCACUUCAUCAAGAAAAUUUGUUAUUUUAACUCAUUAUGAGAUAGGAAUAAGUAUUAGAUAAAACAUUGUUGUUUAAAAUUAGUCAUUUUAUUUAUUGCUCAUUAAAAACGCACCCAAAAUUAAAUGGGGGUGUUAAUGUGUGUAAUUUUUCGUUGAAUGAAUGGUGUGAUGAAUAUUAAAAAAAUUAAGAAAAAUAAUAA